CAGGGGACUGCAGAAGACACCGCAGGCCGAAGCUUCCCUGCCUCGGUUUCCCCUUUGCACGCAUCCGGGCGCCUCCUAGGGGCUGCGCGCUAGGGCAGGGGUCUCCUGAGGGCCGAGGUCCUCCGGUGUGUGGGGGAGCGGAAGCCGAGGCCCAGAGGGGUGACGGCCGGGGCGGGGCGGAGGGCGCGCUCGCAGCUCCCCGCCCGCCGGUUUCCUCCGGGGUCAGUCCGGCUCCUUAUCAGGCGCGGCCAGGCGGCCAGGCCCUUAUCUGCGGCGGCCCAGCAUCCUCUGGCCGCUGCGCCGGGGGUGAGAGGAGGAAACCGGGCCGCCGGGGGCGGGGAGAGGGCGGGCCGGGCCCAGGAGCUGCUCACUUGCCCUCGGGGGACCCACGCGCCCGGCGCGGCCGCCCCGGCCCAACUCCGGGGCCCAACGGGGCGGCCUGGAGCGCACUGGCCCCAACCUGGCCGGCGGAGACCCGCAACCUGGCGCGGAGGACACAGAGCCAGGCACUCACCAGGCUGCGGGAACAGCGCUGGGGUGAGCACCCCCUCCUCGGGGUCCAUGUGCCCGCCCCAGGCCGAGGCAGAGGUGGGCCCCACCAUGACUGAGAAGGCCAAGAUGGUGUGUGCCCCCAGCCCAGUGACCACCCCGCCCCCUAAGCCUGCCUCAGCUGGGCCCUUACCUACAGAGGAGAUGAGACACCAAGGAGGCGCUUCCCCAUCUAGGUUGCCCCCUGGUGUGCCAGUGAUCAGCCUUGGCCACACCAGACCCCCAGGGGCAACCAUGGCCACCACAGAGCUGAGCGCCCUGAGGCCCCCCUUGCUGCAUCUCUCUGCCCUGGGAACGGCCCCGCCCACCCUGGCCCUGCAUUACCACCCUCACCCCUACCUCAACAGCGUCUACAUUGGGCCGGCAGGACCUUUCAGCCUCUUUCCUAGCAGCCGGCUGAAGCGGAGACCAAGCUACUGUGAGCUGGACCUGGCUGAGGGGCACCAGCCCCAGAAGGUGGCCCGGCGCGUGUUCACCAACAGCCGCGAGCGCUGGCGGCAGCAGAACGUGAACGGCGCCUUCGCGGAGCUGAGGAAACUGCUGCCCACUCACCCUCCCGACCGGAAGCUGAGCAAGAACGAGGUGCUCCGCCUGGCCAUGAAGUACAUCGGCUUCCUGGUGCGACUGCUGCGUGACCAGGCGGCCGCGCUGGCCGCUGCCCCCGCCCCGCCUGGGCCGCGAAAACGACCCGCGCACCGAGACCGAGACCGAGGCUCGGACGAUGGCGGCCGUCGGGGGUCGGCGCGCCGGGCGGAGGCUACCGUGCGUUCGCAGCCUGCGCUCCCGGGGGACUCUGAUGGCGACCCCAGUGGGGCUGCCCGGCACAUCAAGGUGGAGCAGGCGGCUCUGAGUCCGGAGGUGCGGUGACCCCGGGCAGAGGCGUCUCUGAUCCGGGCACCAGGACUCAGCCCAGGGCCACUAAGGACCCGGCCCCAGAGGAGAGAGAAGACAGAAAGAUCCUGGAGGUCUGGAAGGGUGGCCAUGGCUCCCAGGGACCCAGCAGACCUUUUUUAUUGUUUUUGUUUUAAUUUCCCACUGAUCGCAGGAAGUGGCCUUGCAGCUUGUCCUUCCCAGGGACGAGGUCGGGAACCAACAAGGCAAAGUGGCCAUAGGACCCAAGUGGUGCCUUUUUUUUUUUUUUUCCCCGGGCAAGGGGAAGGUCGGGAGGGGACAGGGGGCCUUCGCCCCUCUCACCGGCACCCCUUCCCGGAGACCCAAGGACAGGCGCCUCUCGAUGGCGCGUGCUGUGUGCUGGGCGCAUGGAGAAGAGGCGCAGCAGCACCUACGCGCGGGGCGCCCGCCUCACCGAGCCCGCCCCGGUCCCGCACGAUGGAACGCGUUAGCGAAGGCUCAGGCUCUCUUGCUUUUUUUUUUUUUUUCUUUAUUUCUUUAUUUCACAUACACAUUAGCCAUUCAAUGGAGAAGCCGGAGAGAGUCAGGCAAAGAUGGUAUAACAGAAGCGCAGUGACGGGGGCGGGGCGGGGCGGAGAGGGGACAGACGGGCUGGCUGCCUACUUGCAUUCCGCUAGGACACUGAAAACCCAGAAAACAAAACAGACAGUAAACUACCCUUGUUUCUUAUGUAUCUCAGUGCAGAGACGGGGUUGGAGGGCAGAGAGAGGGAAGACCAGGCUGAAGGAGGAGGAGCAGAGGGAGGGGGACGCUAAGGGGAAGCACACCAAAUCCAUUAGUACUAUAUAUAGAUACUCGUAUAUACUGCGUUUCUUAGCCUAAGAAGAAACUUGUUUGACGGGACGGGCGGCCUUUGCGGUCCGCGAUGCUGGUGCUGGUCGGGCGCACGGAUCUCCCGGGAGGGGCCGGAGCGGGGCUGGCCCAGGCUGGCUUGCGGGGAGGAGAGGGGAAGGGGGCGCCCCGAGGGUG
This is a messenger RNA of Castor canadensis (American beaver), 2430 nucleotides long. RefSeq names its product LYL1 basic helix-loop-helix family member (gene Lyl1). Gene Ontology annotation, biological process: regulation of transcription by RNA polymerase II. The record is from RefSeq and is a predicted model, not a curated record. Lineage: Eukaryota; Metazoa; Chordata; Mammalia; Rodentia; Castoridae. Gene Ontology annotation, molecular function: DNA-binding transcription factor activity, RNA polymerase II-specific; RNA polymerase II cis-regulatory region sequence-specific DNA binding; protein dimerization activity.